GACUUAGCGUCGCGCGGUGUAAUUUCCAAACAAAAUAUCAACAAAAUAAUGUUUAUUGAUUGAAAAAUAUGAUCAUUUAACCUUAAUAAAGUGUAAAUAAUAACGGAAAAUAGGAAUAUUGUGCUUAAACUUCAAUAAAAUCCCUGAAUUUCGAGUGAAUUUUGAAUUUAUUGUUGUGUGAAAAUUCUGUCGUGUCGUUUUUGAAGAAAUUCGUGAAUUUUUAUUUGGUCUUCCAGGUGUGUUGGUGUAGUAGUAGUACAUUGCUUGUCCGGUCAUCUGAGUGAGUGGAGUGUAUUCGUAUUGUAGGUACAAGUUGUUUUUUUGCCUACUACGCUGCGCUGCGGUCGGUGGAGUUAUUUUCAGAUAAAUUCGCUUCGUUCGUUUCGUUUCUCGCUGCGCUGGCGCUGUUGGCUCUGGCUGGCUAAAGUAUCUAAACCCGGUUUUGGGAAGAAAUUCUUGUGAGUUGUGAUUGUGACUACCGUGAUCGUGCUCUUGCGCCGCACCUCAUCGCUCCAACCCCGACCCGGACCCGUCCCAACCGAACGGCGCGGCGAAGCAAACCGAUCACUUCGGCGAUCGGCGUUCACGUUCACAUUCCAAACUUUUCUUGAUCUUUUUUUUUAUUUUUGACGCGUUUGUUCUCUUUUUCGCUCGCCAUAAAAAAAUAUAUCUUUCUCUGUUGUUUUUCGGGCAACAGUCGUGGUCCCGUUCCUGCAACAACUUUUGGUUUUUGUUUAUUUUGGAGAAAAGAAUAAUUGUGUGUUUUUUGUUUUCUAUCACUUACAUUUGGCGGCGCGGCGAUAGCUUUGGUGCGAGUGAAUGCGUCCAUACGAUAGCAUACCUGAGUGCAAAUGAAUGUGUACAGGUGCUACAGGUGCAUCUUGCGAAUUUAGAUAUACUCGUAUCUCGUUUGUAUGUAAAUCUUCGUUGCUAUAGAUAUUUUUAUACAUCUAUUUAUCUGUGAUAACUGUGUUUACUUUAAAGAGGAUACACUGUCGUGUGUUUUUUUAGCAACAAAAAAGAGAAAAUAUAUAAAAUUGAGUUCAAUUUUCAUUCAUAAAAAAAUAAGAAAUACAAAACACAAAUAAUUUCUGCGUGCAAUUAAUGAAAAAGAGGCAAAACCCAUAGCCAACGUCAUCCAACCCAUCGUCACGUCUUCGGUCGGUCGGUUCAGGCUCCAGAGUUUGUUUACCUAUUUUGUGUUUUGAAUUCUUAAAAUCUACAUAGCUACCUAUCUACGUUUGUAUAUCUAAUCUGGUUGGAGCCGUAAUUAACUUUAGCUUUAGCUGACUGGUUUUGCGAGAUUUUUUUUUUUGGAUUUACUUGGCAUUUGGGGCGAUAUACAUAUACCUACCUACCUGCCUACUUCUUGUUCGGAGGUUAGGUACCACAACCGGCAGCAAUAAAAACCUAAAUAUUUCAACACAUCAUCAACUGGAAGUGGAACUGGGAGACUUUUCUUGGCUGAAUCAUUCUAAAUCAACUGUUUGUAAUAAACCCACGUCAUGGUAUGAAGGAACCGAACAAUUUGGAAGAUAUUGCCGGGCCAGGACGGACAAGCACACAAGAGGUGCCCGGAAGGCUGACAUCUGCCGAACUAAGGGCAAUGGCACUUCGGCAGCAACAACAAAUCGAUUCUCAGCACCAGCUGCUUGCAACCAAAGAACAGCGUUUACGUUUUCUUAAAGCACAAGAGGUACGCGGAGCGGCUGCUGCUGCAGAGGGUGAACGCUUGCGACGAUUACGUGAGCGUGUCGAAGCGCAGGAGUCGAAAUUACGUCGGUUGCGGGCGUUACGUGGGCAAGUUGAUCUGCAGAAAACCUACAAUGUUACACUUAGCAAUGAUCUGGACUCAAUUCGAGCGUUAUUUAGUGAAAAGGAAAAAGAACUAAGUUUGGCUGUAGCUAAAGUAGAAGCUCUUACGAGACAACUUGAAGAUUUGAGACGUGAUCGAAGAGGUCCCCUUAAUCUUAUACCUGGUAAUGGAUCAUGUAAUGCUGGUCAGCCACUGCCAACGCAGGCGGCGCGAGAAUUGGAGAAGCUCCGUAGAGAAUUAAUGUACCGAAAUCAACUAUCCCUGCAACAAGAUGCACGCCUCCAUUUACAACGAGAAGCUUUACAGCAGCGGCAAGCCGAAUUACGUUCAGUUGAUCAACGAAUAUUCGAGCUUCAAACGAGGCUUCAAAAGAAAAAAGCUUCAAAUCUUAAUUUGCAACAACAGCAACAAAACAGCCCACAGAUUUCUCCAAAAGAACGUUCCCAGCAACAGCAGCAACAACAACAGCAGCAGCAACAACAACAACAGCAACAACAACAGCAACAACAACAACAACAGCAGCAGCAACAACAACAAAAACAACAAGGUACUUCUUUAUCAUCAAGAUCAUCAUCGCAACUAAAAUCAACGCAAAAGUCUUCAUCGGCGGGAAGCAAUAAAACUCAACAGCAACAAUCUUCAACGGUUUCUACAAACAUACCGCUAAGUGUUCGACCCUCGAAUAGUGUCUAUCCAUCACAGCGAGUAGUUCCACGUGGCAAUGUGGCCGCUGUAGAACCCUACAUCCAUACCCCCCAGAAAUCGGCCAUAACAUCAACAGCCGCCCUUGUGAACGCCAAUCACUUAACCAAACAAUCAGCGGCAACAGCAAAUACUAACCAGCAAAAUCAGCUAAUACAAGAUUUGACUAACCUCAAACUUAACUUGGCCCAUGUUAACUCCAGCGUGAGUGUCAAUCAUUUGUCGUAUGCCGAAAGUGACGAAACGAAAUUGGCGCGACAAAAACUAUCUGCUUUACCAACGACUAAGGUGACAUCGAAUAAUACCUUCAACAGCCCUCAAUCGCUUAACAAAGACAGUGAAAAUGACAAUUCCAUUGAUCCCUCAUCAAAAAAAUCGUCCCUCUCAUCGUCCUCGGAAGCCUCGCCAAAGUCGAACUCUCUGCCAUAUAGUAGUAAGAUACCGAAGAGCAUUACAGUCAAGCCAGUAGUGACUACAACUAACACGAACGCAUCGAACGAAUGCGAUUCCGAUAAGGCUGGGGAAGUGUCCGUGACCACAGCUCACCAACUCACCGUACACAGUACCCCGUUGGGAGUGGUGAACAAAUCCGUGGCACUUCCCAUUAGCACUGCUACAACAACUAGUACUACAACAACGGCGCCCAGCCAGCAGCUGACGACCAUUGAGAGCAGGCCAGCUGUAAAACCAAAAGCACUUCAUCACCAAAUUCCAUCAGGAAACCUAGUUGUUCCGCCACGGAAGCCGAUAAGCAGUGUUGCUCCUACUUCAGUGACAAGUUCUAUUCCGAAAAUUGUCGCCCAUAGUCCCAAAGUGAAUAAGGUCGCACCUAGCGUAAUCUUGGACUCGGAUAAGUCCCGACCUGCAUUGCCACCGAAACCCAGCAAACUCUCUCCCACAGGAUCAGAUAGUUCCAUGCAGGUCCCAUCGACAGCCCCAACUGUAGUUAGUGUAAUAAAUAAGGCUCCUAUUUCUGAGCCGAAUGAAACAGGCUUAGCGAACUCGGUAGCCAGCAGCCAUAACCCUGACAACUUACCCAUCAAGGCAAGGCCGCUGACCAUCCGAAAACAACCGCUGUCGGAACAGCCACGACUGAAAUGUGUUACCUCGGGUCUGAAACCAGUCCACCAAUACAACUCCAGGAGAAUAGAAAUGCCUCCCGCGUUUCUCUUUCCCGAAAUUGACCGAGCAGACUUGAAAGAUAAACCAAACAGUGCUGCCCCUCCAUCGCAGCAGCAGCAACAGCAAACAGAUGUGAAUGCCAACAGCAAUUCCAUCGAUGAAACCGAUAAAUCUGUUUCAAGCCAGGCCAGUGAGGAGAAAUCUCCGGACGAUGUUAAGCAUCGCUUGAGACACGAAAAUGGCAAGGCGAAGCUCGCCAGACGAGUUAGUUUCGACCCACUGGCCUUACUGCUGGACGCCAGUCUGGAAGGUGAGCUGGAACUAGUGAAAAAAACUGCAAUGCAAGUGCCCAAUCCAAGUGCAGCCAACGAUGAGGGAAUAACAGCCCUUCACAAUGCCAUUUGUGCAGGGCAUUUUGAAAUUGUCAAAUUCCUUGUUGAAUUCGGCUGUGACGUAAAUGCUCAAGAUUCCGACGGCUGGACGCCACUUCAUUGUGCGGCCAGCUGCAAUAACCUCUCGAUGGUCAAGUUCCUGGUGGAAAAUGGAGCAUGUCUUUUUGCUGCCACACUCUCAGAUCACGAGACUCCGGCUGAAAAAUGCGAAGAAGAUGAAGAAGGUUUCGAUGGAUGCUCUGAAUACCUCUACAGUAUCCAAGAGAAGCUCGGCAUCCUCCACAGUGGGGAGGUGUAUGCAGUGUUCUCCUACGAUGCUCAACAAUCCGACGAAUUAAGUUUCGUUGUCAAUGAUCGAUUAACGAUACUGCGGAAGGGCGAUGAUGCUGAACGUGAAUGGUGGUGGGCGAAAAAUUCCACUGGAGAAGAAGGUUACGUGCCACGGAAUCUGCUAGGGCUCUACCCACGAGUCCCACUGCAGACUACAAACUACACCGAUUAGCAGUUAUUUAAAUAUUGGAUAUUUAAAAAAAAGUCCGGCCGGAUAGUACAGAAGCACUACAUAUCAAAGUACUUGUAAAUUGAGAGACCAACUAUUCUACUUUAAUAACAUUAAUAAUAAUAAUACACUUUAAAAUUACAAUAAAUAAUUAUGAAACACUAAUAAGGGAAUAUCAUAAAUUCCAAAAGAACAACAAUAAACAAAAAAUAGCACUUAAUUUUGCAAUGCACGCGAACAACAACAAAUUGAUUAAUUUAUUUUACAUUCAAUUUUUAGAAUCAUAUAUAUAUAUAUAUAUUAUAAUUAUAUGUUUACCUUAUCUACUUACCACCUACCUUAUAUAAAUAUAACAAAUAAAUAAAUAAACUUAAUACUUAAAUCAAAAGAAUUAAUUAAACAAGUAAAAUGCAAUGGAAUAUUGUUAUGUAAAUUAAAUUUAAAUUUAAAAAAACAAAACUAUGUUUAAAAAAGAAAAAACAUACUCGUAUAUACACAAGUAUAAGUGAUUGUAUAAAAGAAUUUAGUUAACUAAGUGGAAUUGCUCCGAGUUUCCAUCUUUAAACAAAAAGGAUACAUAUUAUAUAUACAUAUAUCAACUGUUUAUAUUUAUAACAAAUCAAAAACAACUAAAUUAUAAUCUAAAUUGACAAAUGACAACAUUGAAAUUACCAACAAGAAAUACAACAUUUAAUUGUUAGGAAUACACGAUUAUAUAUAUUAUAUUAUAUUGAAAGUUAAACAAAUUAA
Molecule: messenger RNA, 5281 nt
Organism: Eupeodes corollae
Lineage: Eukaryota; Metazoa; Arthropoda; Insecta; Diptera; Syrphidae
Gene: ASPP
Product: apoptosis-stimulating of p53 protein 2
Exons: 9
Coding region: 1511-4534 (1007 amino acids)
Biological process (GO): regulation of apoptotic process
Cellular component (GO): nucleus
Molecular function (GO): p53 binding
Source: RefSeq, a predicted model, not a curated record